Molecule: messenger RNA, 2160 nt
Organism: Cololabis saira (Pacific saury)
Lineage: Eukaryota; Metazoa; Chordata; Actinopteri; Beloniformes; Belonidae
Product: interleukin-17 receptor B
Exons: 9
Coding region: 141-1460 (439 amino acids)
Molecular function (GO): interleukin-17 receptor activity
Source: RefSeq, a predicted model, not a curated record
AAUACACGAAAAAGUCGGCUUUGGUAGAGUCAACGGGUUUACAGGUCCGUAGUUAUUUUUCCACUAAAUUGUCUUUUUGUUUUUUGUUUGUUUUAAAUAAUUCUGUGUCAUUAUUACUAUUAGACCAGGCAAAAUCUGACAUGUGGGAAUUCACACUUAUUGUACUUUAUUGUGCGGCGACUCAGAUGACGUCAACUGAAAUUACAGUGGAUUGCCAGGAACACCAUUUUUUUCCCAAUACUAGCAUUCAUGCACCAUCAAAAGUGGCUGGCUUGAUAGUGGACUUGGUGACAGAUGACGAAAAAGACGUCCUCAACAUAAGCUGGGCAAUCAACAUCGAUGCUAGUACCAAAAACCUGGAGGGCACGCGGAUCGACAUUUCGGGGGAAGCAACCCUGCUCUGUAAAUACAGCCCUCCUUUUGCUAAAGCAAACCUCACUGGGUUGAAGCAGGAAUGGUUUCAUCAUCCAGUAAAAGUAAGCUAUGGUUCUUACAACAUAGAGGUAUCCAAUGAGCCGUUGCCACCAUUGGGGAGCGGGGGUACUUCAGAGUCUAAAAGUCUUGUGGUCCCUCGUAGAAAACAGAGACAUGUUACAACCAUGUCUACGACAGUAACUACAGACUUUAGACUUUCUGGCCUGAGAAUUGUGAUCAUCUUGGGAGUACUGGCAGUUUUGAUGAUCCUUAGUUCCUGCUACUUCAUCUAUAAAAAGUGUGGAGCCUCAUUUUUGGGUUUCACAGAGCUUCCUUCAUUUUCCAAAGACCCUGUCCCUGUGCUGGUCGUCUACCCCGCCGAGAACGCUGUAUUCCAGCAGGCCGUGGUGGCCCUGGCAGAGUUUCUGCAGCGGGACGGUGGCUGUCGCGUCGCCAUCGACAUGUGGCAGCAGGAGAGGAUUGCGGAGCUGGGGCCCAUGCGCUGGCUAGCAGAGCAGGCUGACGCUGCACACUGCGUGCUCAUUGUGUCCCCGCGGGUAGAAACUCCUUCCUCGCGGCUUCGGCCCUCUUCUCCGGACCGAGGCCUUCCAGGGAUUUCCAUCCCAGCGGCGGCUCAUGACCUUUACCUCCUGACUCUUAACAUGGUGGCGAGCCACGCAAAGAGCGCCAACAAGCUGUCCAGGUUCAGGGUGGUGCAGCUGAAUGAGCGGGACAGCCGGGUUUGCGCGUUGCCUCCAGAACUAAGGGCAUGCAAGACUUUUUGGUUGAUGAAGGAUUUGGACAAACUUUGCAGGACUAUUCAUGCCCAGAAGCAGGUUGAGAAAAGUAUAUCCUGCUUGAGGUUUAGAUCAGGGCAUUACUACGGUAAAAAGAGCACGUUGAAGUUGGGGGAAGCUGUGGAAAGGCAAAGGGGACUACAUCCAAGUAUCUCAAGAGAGAAGCAACCGCCACUGUUUGAACACAUGGGAAGAAAAAACCUGACUAAUAAAUGUGUUGAUGCCACUAAUGGUUUGUUUUAUGAAUAGUUUGCUUUAGACUUCUUAAUCUGUUGUUAACCAGCUCAGAAUCUGCUAGAUGGGAACAUUAUGCCAUUAGAAGCCUCUGUGGGUCUCGUUAAUGAGACAAUGCAAAGACUGAGGGUUUUAAAUUAUUGCAGAUGUGAGCUGCAACGGCUGCAGUGAAAUAGUUCUGUGUAUAAGUGAAGAAUAGAAAAAUCCCAAGAACGGUGGAGAUGAGCCAAGCUGACCCUAAAUCAGUCCAGACACAUACCAUACACAGCAGGGUGAGACUAUUUAAAAAUGGUUUAGUGUUUCAGUUUUACUGAAGAAUGAAUCCACAUGUUCAGUGGCUCUAUUGUGUGAGGAUGUCUUAUGAAACGCACUACUACACUUUUCCCUAUAUAUGUUUUAAAUAUUUUGUGGACAUGUUUUAUUUUAUUAAUGCAUUCUAUUUUUUUAAACGUGUUUCUUUAAUUAAUUAACUCAAAACUCAAAAAAUGGCAUGCAGUGUCAGAAUCCGGGUCACUGACUCUAGAUAACUUGCUGUUGAAAGUACCUAAUAAACCUUUUACUUUUUUUAAACUUUUUGAUGAGAAUAUUUGUUGGAUUUGUAAAUUUUCUUGUAAAAUCAAAACAAGCCAGCAUAUGUUAAAUUGUGCAAACUAUAAUGUUUAGUUAAUUUAAUUGUAUCAUCUAAUUAUCAAGUUAUUCAAUUUUUCCGCUCUUC